Messenger RNA from Diaporthe citri, 1689 nucleotides. RefSeq lists its product as uncharacterized. Gene Ontology annotation, cellular component: membrane. Gene Ontology annotation, molecular function: carbohydrate:proton symporter activity. Gene Ontology annotation, biological process: carbohydrate transport; transmembrane transport. Lineage: Eukaryota; Fungi; Ascomycota; Sordariomycetes; Diaporthales; Diaporthaceae. The record is from RefSeq and is a predicted model, not a curated record. The transcript has 3 exons. Bases 1 to 1689 code for a protein of 562 amino acids.
AUGGAGCCAACCGCCGUGUCAGCGGCCGACGCCCGCACCAAGAUCGCGUACAAGAACCGGUGGCACACCGUGUUCAGCAACCCCAAGAUCGUGGUGAUCGCGCUCUUCGCGUCCUUCGGCGGCUUCGAGUAUGGCUACCAGCAGGGCGUGCUGGGCCAGUCGCUGGUCAUGCACCGCUUCAAGGACAACUUCCCGUCCGUGGUCGACUCGUCGAGCGCCACGGGCUGGCUGACGUCGAUCCUCCAGGUCGGCGGCAUCAUCGGGUCCGUGUCGGCCGGCGUGCUGGGCGAGGUCUUCUCGCGCAAGUACACCAUGUUCAUGGCCUGCCUGUGGGUCAUCCUCGGGAGCUACCUGUACUGUGGCGCGUCGUACCACAACCCUGCGAUGCUUUAUGCUGGGAGGUUCUUUACUGGUAUAGGGGUCGGCACGUUCAGUGGUGUUGGGCCUCUGUACAACGCCGAGCUGUCUUCUCCCGAGCUACGUGGAUUCCUGGUGUCCUUCUACCAAUUUGCUACCAUCUUCGGAAUCAUGUUAUCCUUCUGGAUCGGCUACGCGAGCAACAACAUCGGCGGCCAGGGCGACACGCAGUCCAACCUGGCCUGGCAGCUGCCCACCAUAAUCCAGGGGAUACCAGCCGUGUGCCUCGCGCUGGGCAUAUGGUGGCUGCCCUUCUCCCCGCGCUGGCUGAUCAAGCAGGACCGCGACGACGAGGCCAUCUCCACCCUGGCGUACCUGCGCAGCCUCCCCGCCGACAACGAGCUCAUCCAGGUCGAGUACCGCGAGAUCAAGGCCGAGUGCCUGUUCGAGGAGCGCCACUUUGCCAAGUCGUUCCCCACGCUCGCCGCCAAGGAGAAGAAGAGCGUCUGGACGAGGCAGCUGGCCGAGUACUACAACAUCGUGAGGUCGUGGGACAACGCCAAGCGUGUCGCGACGGCGUGGCUCGUCAUGUUCUUCCAGCAGUGGAGCGGAAUCGACGCCAUCAUCUACUACGCCUCCAACGUCUUCCUCAGCCUGGGCAUGUCGAGCACGACGCAGGCGCUCCUCGCCACGGGCGUCACGGGCGUCGUCUUCAUGGUGUCCACCAUCCCCGCCAUGCUGCUCAUCGACCGCGUCGGGCGAAAGCCGAUGCUGCUGUUCGGGUCGGCCCUCAUGUGGGCGUCGAUGGUCAUCGCGGGAAUUAUCGUCAGCCAGUUCCAGGACGACUGGACGCACCACGCCGACGCCGGCUGGGUCGCCGUCGCGUUCAUCUGGGUCUACAUCUUCGCCUUCGGCUUCACCUGGGGCCCCGUCAGCUGGACCCUCGUGUCCGAGAUCUUCCCGCUGUCGAUCCGCGCCAAGGGCGCGUCGUUUGGCGCGUCGUCGAACUGGGUUAACAACUUUGCUGUCGCCUUCUUCACGCCGCCCAUGCUCGAGGCCUGGGAGUGGGGCACGUACAUCUUCUUCGCCGUCUUCCUCGCCAUCGGAAUCGUGUGGGUCUGGUUCUUCAUCCCCGAGACCAAGGGCGCCACGCUCGAGGAGAUGGACCGCGUGUUCAAGAGCCACUCAGGCGAGGAGGACGCCCGGCUGCUCGCUGAGGCGAGGAGGGACGUCGGGUUGACUCCUGAGCUGGAGGUGACGGCUGAGAAGGCUGUCUUGACGGAGAAGGAUCAGGCUGCUCCUUCACACAUGGAAGAGGCGGGGUCCCAGUAG